Molecule: messenger RNA, 1828 nt
Organism: [Candida] anglica
Lineage: Eukaryota; Fungi; Ascomycota; Pichiomycetes; Serinales; Debaryomycetaceae
Source: the annotation of a GenBank genome assembly
UAAUCCUUUCACUUGAUAUCCUCUAAAUACCAUGAAACAUAUAUACGUACUUGCAGUGCAGGUUCUUGUAUUGAUUAAUAUUGUUAUUGCUAGUGAUGGUGGCCUUUUGCUGAAGAUCCAGCAGGCCAAUUCAUUACUUUCCACUGAAGGACCAACUAUCAAUGUACUUCAAUUCUAUGAAGAUUUGAUUAGAGAAAUAGAAGUGGAUACGGACAAUACAAUCACCAGUCAGUUACCUCAAAUCUAUCUUAAAAGGGCCAUCAUUUCUAUCUCCUUGAAUAAGAUUAACUCUGCAAUUUCGGAUUUGAAGAUAUGUUUAAAAUUGGAUCCAAAGAUGAAACCAGCCAAGAAAAGACUUGUUGAUUUGUUGAUGGAAAGAGGGGAUUUUGAUCAAGUAUCCAAUGUCAUUAAGGGCACUCCCAUUCUUCCUGAAGAUCAAGAAACAUAUAAUCAAAUUGAACAAUUUAAAGAUUCAUAUGGGAAGGCUCAAGAGUUUUAUAAACAAAAGGAUUACAAACAAUGUUCAAGUAUACUAGAAGAACAAGUAUUUAUAAUAUCACCAAGUAACUUGGAUUCUUAUAAGUUACAUAUUGAAUGUUUGAAGUUAAAAUUACAAAUGGAGAAUGAUAAUGAUGAUAAUGAUUCAUUUAGAAAUAUUAUUAAAAGCAUGUCACAUAUAUUAAAGAAAUCCACAUCACCUAUGCAAAACCUUAUGAUCUAUGAUAGAUUAUCAUCAUAUUUAUUAUUCACACAGGUUCAAUUUGACCUUUCUUGGACAUAUGUUAAAAAUUGUUUAAGAAUUGAUAAUGAAUAUAAAUCAUGUGGAGAUUUGUCUAAAUUUUAUUUUAAAUUUCAAGAUUUAUUAAAAUUAUUGGAAAGAUAUUCCAUUAUGAAUGGGCAUUAUUAUAUGGAAACAGAAACUGCUGGAAGUAUUGAUCCUGAGAUUAUCCUUGACGAAAAAGAUUAUAAAUUUAUUAACAAAUUUUUAUUUGAAGAUGAAUUAAAAGUUUCAAAAUUAGACAAGAAAAAAUUACCAUAUUCAAUUAAUAAUAAUUUUGAAUAUUUAAAGUACAAAGCUAAUAAUUUUGGUAAAGAUGAACAAUUACCAUAUGUAUCAUUUUUAGAUGAUCUUCAAGAAUUGGCAUGUGAAUCAUAUAUUCAAAUUAAAGAUUAUGGGAAAUCAUCCAACAAGAUUUGUUCAGAAAUUAAGGAAUCAUCAUCAAAUCCAUUUUUCCCAUUACAUGUGCAACAAGUUGAUAAAUUAUUAAAGAAGAAGAAUUUCCAUGAAGCAAAGAGAUUAUUGGAAAGAUUCAAUAAAAAUGUUAGACAUUCUAAAUUGUUUGAACUUAGAUCAAAGAAAAUUGCCGAGUAUGAACAAAGACAACAACAUCAACAGCAACAACAACGUUUUCGCCAACAACAGCAUCAACAGCGACAAUACCAGCAUCAACAGCAACAACAGCAACAAAAUAAUAAUAUUAACCAUGAUAUUGAUUAUUAUAAAGUACUUGAUGUUGCAAAGGAUGCAGAUGAAAGAACUAUUAAAAAGGCUCAUCGUACCCAAACAUUAAAAUACCAUCCUGAUAAGUAUAAAGGGAAUGACUUAACUCCAGAACAAAUCGAAAACAAAAUGCAAGAAAUCAAUUUGGCUUAUGAAGUUCUUUCUAAAAAGGAACUGAGAGAAGAGUAUGAUAGAGGUGGUGGACAACAACAACAUCAUUUCGGUGGUGGUGGUCAACAAGGAUUUAAUUUUGGAGGUUUCGGAGGUGGAGGAGGUCAUGAUUUCUUCUCCCAAUUCAUGCAUGGAGGAAUGAAAUUUGGUUAAUUU